Musa acuminata AAA Group (dessert banana) is the source of this 1371-nucleotide messenger RNA. RefSeq names its product red chlorophyll catabolite reductase. Gene Ontology annotation, molecular function: red chlorophyll catabolite reductase activity. The record is from RefSeq and is a predicted model, not a curated record. Gene Ontology annotation, cellular component: chloroplast. The transcript has 2 exons. Lineage: Eukaryota; Viridiplantae; Streptophyta; Magnoliopsida; Zingiberales; Musaceae. Gene Ontology annotation, biological process: chlorophyll catabolic process. The coding region runs from base 56 to 1048 and encodes 330 amino acids.
UCUAAAGCUACGUUAACCACGAGAAAGCAAAUCUACCGGCUACAAGAUAACACGUAUGCGGCGCAGCCGUAUCCAAGCGGAAUCCGAGAGUGAAAUGCCCUCAUUGCCCUCCUCCUCGUUCCUCCCUUCGCCCUUCCGCUUGCUCUCGUCUCGCCGUCCUCCUCCUCGUCCGUGCUCUUCUGCUGCGAUCGCCGGCAGCAAGAGGCGGCCGAACCGGAUCCGGGCAUCGAUGUCCGGCCCGCCGUCGCCCGUGGCGGAGUUCCCCUACCUCCCGCCGUCGCACCGGGACCUGAUGCUGGAUCUCCGCUCCGCGGUCGAGGACCGGCUGGGGCCCCACCUCCUCCCCUCCGCCGUCCCCCCCGACGUCCUCUCCUUCCACAGCCCCUCCGGCGCUUCCCGCGGCGCCCUCGACAUCCGAUCCGGCGGCCGCGAUUCCCCCGUCGACUUCAUUCUGGAAUCAUGGCUGCACUGUGAGCUCCCCACAGGUGCUCUCAACAUAACCACUUUAUUCGCCUUCCUUGAUGCCGCCACAGAUGCUCCUCACCUUCUAAUGGAAUUCAUACAAAGCAGCCCAUCCUCCCUCAUCCUCUUCACAGAUUUGCUGCCCCGCAAAGACCUUGUCCUCCACCCCGAUUACCUUGAUGAGUUUUACCAGCAAACCAAUUUGGACAAGCCGAGGCAAGAACUUGCGAAACUUCCGCAGGUGCAACCUUACUGCUCAUCCUCUCUUUACAUUCGCAGCGUCCUGUCACCAACAGCUAUUGCGGUUUGCAUCAAUUGCGGAGAAGAUGGACAAGGCAUGAUGGAAGACAUAAUGCGAGGUCGGCUGGACGCCAUCUGCAAGGAGAUUGUUCGAAUUUGGUUGGAUACAUGUGCAAGCAGCAGUAAACAGCUGGGACAGACCGAGAGGGCCGAUUUGCUGAGAAGAGAUGGUUUGAUUAAGAACAAGACCAUCGAGAUCGAUCUUGCUGCAAACUUGCCGAGGAUGUUCAGUCCUGACGUCGCAAACCGAGUGGUGGGAGAAAUUCAAAAGGCUUUUAAGAUAUAAGAUGGUGCAAAAUUUGAUGGAAAAACCAAUGUAAGAACUUCUCAUGUCGGAAGAAAAUAAGUCAUCGACGUACUAUUUGCAGGCAUUUGAUCAUUUGUAUGUUGCACUCGAUCAUCAAGAUAUUGAUCGAUGUGGCCACAAAACUGCUAGGGUACUAGGUGAUACACAAUUUGUAUGUUGCGCUUGGUAAUAUCAUCAUGGAAGCUUGUAUAGAUUGCUUGGGGACUUCAUUCUACCAUGUAAGUUGAGAAUGUAUGGAUGUUAUGUACAUACAUUGGCAAGUUAAGCUUGUCGACUUGUGCUAAAGCUCUUCUUGUUGUGCC